This is a messenger RNA of Labeo rohita (rohu), 6346 nucleotides long. It is a transcript of the gene helz, whose product is annotated as helicase with zinc finger. Gene Ontology annotation, cellular component: P granule; cytosol. Gene Ontology annotation, biological process: regulatory ncRNA-mediated post-transcriptional gene silencing. The record is from RefSeq and is a predicted model, not a curated record. NCBI's taxonomy places the organism in Eukaryota, Metazoa, Chordata, Actinopteri, Cypriniformes, Cyprinidae. Gene Ontology annotation, molecular function: helicase activity; metal ion binding.
CAGGAAGCAGUGCGCAGAAAUAUUUGACCCAUAAUGCACUGCGACAGGCUGACAAGUGGAUCCAAGAUGGCGUAGAAAGUAAAGCUAGAAACUCUGUCCCAGAGUCAUGGAGGACAGGAGGCCACAGAAGUCAUGUGACGAGGCCAUUGGAUCAUUAGUGAGGCAGGAGUAUGAGGCGGCAGUGGCUCACAGCACAGAAGCCCUGCUGGCCAUGGGGCCCCGGACCCCGACCCCCAGCACGGCCUUCCUCCGAAAGCGUGCCCUGCUCUUCCGCAUAGCAGCACGGCUCCAGCUGAAGGACUACGAUCAGGCUGAUGAGGACUGUAAGCAUGUGUUUGCUGAGGAGCUGGGGAAGGGAGAUGGCAGUUUCAGGGCAGGGCUUCAGAGUAUGCUGCUGGAUGGAAGCUUACAGGAAGUGUGCAGCGUUCUCUCUAAAGCACUCUUUGGAGAACCACUGAAUGGGAUCAUGACUAAAGACAUGACAAGACUGAAGAGGCUCCUCUCAGAAAUAGAGGCUGUGAGGAGUAAAAUGGCGUCAGAGUUGGCUGAAGAGAACGAGGAGGAUGUUCAGGAAGGCUGGCAGUUUCGUCCUCCUCCUCGAGGGGUCACUAGUAGUGAGGAGUACACGUUGUGUAAAAGGUUUUUAGAGCAGGGUUUAUGUCGGUACGGAGCUCAGUGCACCUCAGCUCACUCACAGGAGGAGCUGACAGAAUGGCAACGACGCUACGCCUCCCGACUUAUCCGCCUCAAACAGCAGCAGGAGGGCAAGCACUUCACUGAGAACUACAUGGAGGCGCUCAUCGAGAAAUGGAUCAACUCCCUCACGCCAGAGAGAGUGAUGAAUGACUGUGUGGAUGGAGUUGCGGUGGAGCACAGCUCAGAUCUCUCAAUUACCGUCAACACCAAGAAAUCAUCUCACUCCUGGACAUUCACACUUUUCUGCAAGCCAGUUCGUACGCUACACCGCAUCGCUCUGCUUUACGAUGCCAACCGGCCACAUUUCUCCAUCACGGCGGUCUCCGCCGGGGACGCAUCUACCCAGGUGCCCCAGGAGGUGUCUGAGGGCGGCUGUCAGGAGUGGAGCGUAGCAGGCCUGGUGCAGAACGGCAUGGACCACUGCGUUUACACUGUGGUGGUCUCCUUCAGUACAGAGAUCUUCGGAACCUUCCGGCAGACCGUGGUGUUUGAUUUUGGCUCUGAGCCAGUGCUCAUGCAGAGGGUGAUGGUGGACGCCGCCUCCAUUGAAGAUCUGGAGCACUUGAUGCAGGCGCGACAGCAGCUCUUGAUGACGGCUAAGCGCUGGGACUCGUCCUGUAAAACCAUCGUGGAGUUUGUCCCAAAUGAAAACAUGGAUCUAGAGCGCAGUCUACUGACCCGCUAUCAGAUCCCCCUCUCUGCCGACCAGCUCUUCACCCAGUCUGUGCUGGACAAAACCCUCACCAGAGACAAUUACCAGCCCCGUCUGCACGACCUGCUCUAUAUCGAGGAGAUUGCUCAGUACAAAGAAGUCAGCAAGUUCAACAUCAAGGUUAACCUGCAGCUGGUGACAAGCUUUAUGUUGACUGGCAUUUCUGGUGGUGCCAAGUAUGCUCAGAACGGACAGCUGUUUGCACGCUUCAAGUUGACUGAGACGCUUUCUGAAGAUACGCUGGCUGGGCGGCUGGUCAUGACAAAGGUCAACUCUGUGCUGCUGCUGCCUGUCUUUAAGGAACGGACGGGUCAAAGCCAGCCAGGUGGAGCCAAGGAGCGUGUGUACGAGGCCCUGAUUGAGGAAAAGACAAAAGACUACAUCUUUCUGCGGAUCUGUAAGGACUGCUGUGAGGAGCUGGGGCUGGUGGCGGAUCAGGAGCUACAGGUGGAGCUGCAGUUUCAGCUGAACAGACUUCCUCUGUGUGAGAUGCACUAUGCUCUGGAUCGCAUCCGCGAUAAUGGUAUCCUGUUUCCAGAUGUCAGCCUCACUCCCACAAUCCCCUGGAGUCCCAACAGGCAGUGGGAUGAGCAGCUGGAUCCCCGUCUGAAUGCCAAGCAGAAGGAGGCCAUUCUGGCCAUCACCACCCCCCUCUCCAUCAACCUCCCACCGGUGCUUAUCAUCGGACCCUACGGCACAGGCAAGACCUUCACGCUGGCCCAGGCUGUCAAACACAUCCUCAAGCAGCCUGAGACACGGGUUCUGAUCUGUACACAUUCAAACAGUGCAGCAGAUUUGUACAUCAAAGAUUACCUUCAUCCAUACGUGGAGGCAGGCAAUCCACACGCACGACCUCUCAGGGUUUAUUUCAGGAACCGCUGGGUGAAGACGGUCCACCCGGUGGUGCAGCAGUACUGCCUGAUCUCCGGCGCAUACUUUACCUUCCAGAUGCCCACGCGACAAGACGUAGAGCGCCACCGUGUGGUCGUGGUCACGCUCAGCACGUCCCAGUACCUCUGCCAGCUUGACCUGGAGCCAGGGAUCUUCACACACAUCCUGUUGGACGAGGCAGCCCAAGCUAUGGAGUGCGAGACCAUCAUGCCAUUGGCUUUGGCUACUAAGAGCACCCGAGUCGUACUGGCUGGAGACCACAUGCAGCUCAGUCCGUUUGUGUACAGUGAGUUUGCGAGGGAGAGAAAUCUGCACGUGUCUCUGCUGGACCGGCUGUACGAACAUUACCCAUCCGAAUACCCCUGCAGGAUCCUGCUGUGCGAAAACUACCGCUCACAUGAGGCAAUCAUCAACUAUACAUCUGACCUCUUCUACGAGGGCAAACUGAUGGCCAGCGGGAAGCAGCCGCCCCAUAAGGACUUCUACCCAUUGACCUUCUUCACUGCCCGCGGAGAAGACGUGCAAGAGAAGAACAGCACGGCGUACUACAACAACGCUGAGGUGUUUGAGAUAGUUGAGCGAGUGGAGGAGAUGAGGAAGAAGUGGCCUGUGGCUUGGGGGAAGCUGGACGAGGGGAGUAUCGGGGUGGUUUCGCCCUACGCCGACCAGGUCUUCCGAAUCAGAGCCGAGCUCCGCAAAAAGAGGAUGCCAGAGGUCAGCGUGGAGAGAGUGCUCAAUGUCCAGGGUAAGCAGUUCCGGGUGCUGUUCUUGAGCACCGUUCGCACCCGUCACACCUGCAAACACAAGCAGACGGCCAUCAAGAGGAAGGAGCAGUUGGUGGAGGACUCCACUGAAGACCUGGACUACGGCUUCCUGUCAAACUACAAGCUGCUGAACACCGCCAUCACUCGAGCGCAGUCCCUGGUGGCCGUGGUGGGAGACCCCAUCGCUCUCUGCUCGGUGGGACGCUGCAGGAAGUUCUGGGAGACCUUCAUCUCCAUCUGUCAUGAGAACCACAGUCUCCACGGCAUCACCUUUGAACAGAUUAAAAUCCAGCUGGAGGCCCUGGAGCUGAAAAAGACCUACGUGCUCAACCCGCUGGCCCCAGAGUUCAUCCCUCGAGCCCUGCGCUCGCAACAUCCCCAGGGUCCUGGCAAGCACCAGCACUCCCCACCCAAGGCGAAAGGACAGCUGGCCAAUCACACUGAACCCUUCCCCCCUGAAGGCUUUGUUCAGCCAAGUGCCGCUGUGUUGAUGGGGAACCCGAUUCAGGCCUUUACUCCACCAGGAGCUGGAGCUCCAGCCUCCGGCAAAUCACCUAGCCCUGUUCAAAGAAUCGACCCCGGAGCCAGCAUCCUCUAUGUGCCCGCUGUCUAUGGGGGCAAUAUGGUAAUGCCCGUGCCUCUACCGUUGCCAUGGCCUGGCUAUCAGAGCCGUUUCGCUAUGGAUCCUCGCAUCAUGAGUCAUCAGGCCGCCAUGGCCGCGUACAACCUCAAUCUGCGGCCACCAGCCAGUCGCGCCUCACCUGUGCUGUAUGGGUUCAGUCACCCGUCGCCUCUAGGCAUGAACCAGCAGCCCACAUCUGAGAAAGAACUACUUCAAGAGCCCAGUGGGAAUGGGAAAAUUGACAUUAAUGGAAAAACGGAGCAUAGGUUGCUGACACCUGAGAGAAAAGCCCCGGAGCUGAAGGAAAAACAGGGAGACCCAGAGUCAGUGCAGACUAGUCCAGAGCCCCAGUCCAACAUGGGCUUCCCUGGUAGCCGCCUCAUACGCAAAGACCCCCAGGCCCAAAGGGCCCUCAAUUUCCACCUGGGGCCCCCGCAUCCCGGUUUCCCCCCUCACCACGGGAACAGCCCGUUUCCACAGCAGUACGGACUAUCCCGACCUCCCCUCCGAAUGCAGGCCCCUAUCCACCCUCAGGCCUCCUCCUUCCCCCCUUCGUUCUUCAGCGGACCUCCAAUGGCGCACCGCGGGCUGCAGUCUCCGGUGCUGGAAGGGCUGGAGGGUGGUGAUGGCUCGAUGGGAGCGGGUCCAGGUGGGGUGGCUGAGGAUCUGAAGGGUGUGGUGAGAGGCCUUCCCCCACAGAUGCACCAGCAGCCCCUGCGCCUCAACAGCUUUGGAGAAGAGAGUUUGGACUCUCUGUUGGGCGAUACUCUGGAUGGUCAGGCUUCCUCAGGGCUGGAUGCUUUGGGCCAGCAGCAGCAGCAGCAGGCUCGUGUGGGUCAGUGGGGUGAACAGUCUCCCUUCCUGCAGGCUGGUGUGGCUCCCUUCCCCCUGGCGCAGCAGUUGGCUCAUCUCAGCCAGCCGGGUCUGCGACUCCCCCAGCAGCUCCUCCGAGCAGGCUGGGGCCUGGGCCCUGGAGCAGAGGAGGAGCCCAGACCUGCCAUGCCCAGAUAUCCCGGUCUGUUGCGUGAAAUGCUCCCUCAAGACCAGUAUGAGCAGCGGGAGCCGGCCGACAUGCCCCCUCCUCAAUCUCGCCUCCUUCAGUACCGUCAAGUCCAGCCCCGAAGCCCCGGCGACCUGCCGUCUCCCUCUUCAUCCGGCUCAAACCACACCUCUGGCCCCAAUCCCUUCCCAGCUCCAGUUCCGCACUCCUUCCCCGACACCAGCCGAGAGCUGCCCAUGGGCGGCCAGCCCUUCCAGCAGCACCAAGCCUUCAAUCAGGCCUCCUUCUCCCUGCCGCCCGAGCACACAGCGGGGCCUCUUCCGGUCAAAUACCUCCUCCAGGAGGCCCACUGGCCCCACCCUGGCCUACCCCAGAGCCACGUGCUGGGCCACGGCAUGCCCUUUGGCUUGCAGGCCAUGGCUCACAGGCAAGAGCAGGGCCCCCUCACGCAGCUGCAGCAGCACCAGCAGCAGAAACAGCAGCUCCAGGCCCCGCAGAGCUCCCUGCACAGUGUAGAAGAGUAUGAACCACGGGGCCCCGGGCGGCCUUUGUACCAGAGGAGGAUCUCCUCCAGCUCCCCCCAGCCGUAUCCGGACAGCCUGGAUCCUCAGGACCACCCCACGCCCUCCUACAGAUACCCCUCAGCAGACCUAUGGCUGGGCAGCAGCGGGCCCGGCCCGAGCCCCGCUCCUCUCCACAACAUUCCAUGUAACGGAGCGAGCCACCUCGUCCCGCACAGGGAGGUUUUAGUUUCAAAGGCGAUGAGUGUGGCGGACGAGCAGCAGUCUCCUCACCCCGCCAGCGCCGCGUCUCUCCAGCACCACGGACAGUUCCCACCCCUCAUGCCCAGCAAGCAAACCCCGCCCGACCCGGGAGGGGGCAACACCAGCCCAGGGGGCCCCCAGGGGCCCGGCAACUCCAAGCCCCCGACCAUGUCCUACGCCAGCGCCCUCCGAGCCCCUCCAAAGCCCCGGCCGCUGCCCGAGCAGGUCAAGAAGAACAGUGACCCCAUCUCUCUGUUACAGGAACUUAGCAUAGGCAGUUCAAACAGUAGCAAUGGCUAUUACACGUAUUUUAAAUAAGUCAAUAUAUAUGAACUAUAUACACCUGUUAAAAAGGAAAACUGUUGAAAAAAAUAGAAUAACAAUCUUAAAAAAAAAAAACAAAAACAAUAAAAAUGUCUUUUGAUUUUGUGGGAUAGUUAGACAUUUUGCGUUUUAUUAUUUUUUACUUGCUUUAGUACUAGUUGGUUCUUUUACAGUUUGGCAUCUGUGAUUUUACAAAACCGAAUCAGCAUAUAUAUAUCAUGAAACACCAAAACAUUUGGGGAAAAAACAUUUAAAAAAUCAAUAACCAAAAAAAAAAAAAGAUUUAUGGAAAAAAAGAUUUUUAAAAACACCAUGAAUCGGUUGACCACUCAGCUGCCCGUCUUUCCUGUAAUUAUGUCCGCUCUCUUUGCAUCCACUCCCAGAAGUAAAACUUGUUGAAGUGAUUUUCCCCCAGCUGGCAUUUUUUUAUGAUGUUCAGUUUCUUGGUGUGUUUUCUUGUGCUUGCUGCUGAGUGGUGAACUGACUCGGAUAAAAAAUAUUAUAAAAAGUUGUAUAGAUGUAGACAGACUUUUCUCAAACCUGUACAUAUGAAUAAAUGAAUACAUGAGAUGA